Symbiodinium sp. CCMP2592 is the source of this 2409-nucleotide messenger RNA. NCBI's taxonomy places the organism in Eukaryota, Dinophyceae, Suessiales, Symbiodiniaceae. The record is from the annotation of a GenBank genome assembly.
AUGCAGCCUCGCGCAGCAGGCGGGGGAAAUGCAAAGGGUCCGGUGAAGACUCGGUGUGAGCCAAGACCUCGCGACAAGAACAUCGAUGAAUUGAUUCGCACCCUUCCGAGAAGUCCAAAGGACUUCACGCGCUUCAUUGUAAAUUUGGGCAAGCGGCGGCUUUGGCAGCAUGUUGCGGCCGUUUUGUCAGAGAUGCGGCGGGCAAGCAGCCUGCGGCUUGAUGCUAUUGCUGUUGGUGCCGCAGUCAAGGCCUGCGCAGGGGCGAGCGCGUGGUCAGCAUCUCUUCAGCUCGUAUGCAGCGCAGAGCAGGCAGCCGUCAGAGCGGACACAUUUACGUUGAAUCUGGUGCUCAGUAGCACAGACCUGCCCAGAAAGUGGAGGCUUGCACUUGGCAUCCUGCAGCGUCAGAGGCGCUUCCUACAACCCGACAUCAUCUCGUACGGCUCCGGCUCUGCCUCCUGUUCUCGAGCCAGCCAUUGGAGCGAGGUUUGUAGACUCUAUGGUCAGCUCAGCAUCUUCGGACUGGAGAAGGACACCACGAUGCUCAGCACGGCCCUGACAACAUUCGAGAAGGCAUCACAAUGGGAACGAAGUUUGUGCACCUUCCGGCGCGUUCGACAAGAGCAUCAGCUUCGUCUCGACAGGCAUACGUUCAAUGCAGCUGCCAGCUCCUGUGCGGCCGGAUUAAAGCCCGAGUUGGCAAUGCUUACCAUGCAGGACAUGAAGGGGUUGACCAUUCAGCCAGAUGUUGUCACCUUCGGCGCGAUGGUUACUGCGACAGAGAAGAGCCAGCUUUGGCAACGAGCAACGGACUUGUUGCAGCUCAGCAUCUCACAAGGCAUGCCCUUGGAUGUCGUGUUGGCCAGCUCCACAAUCAGUGCGUGCGAGAAGGUGCAGGUGGAUGUCAUCGUUGGCGGCUUGCUCCAUGACACGGUCGAGGACAAUCCUACCAUUCACUUUGAGGAUUUGGAGGAAAUCUUUGGGCCUGAUGUCCGUCGUAUUGUUGAAGGAGAGACCAAAGCCUCUAAACGAACAGCAUUGGGCGGACGUGGAAAUUGGAGCAGACGUUACACAUCUUUGUUUAGCAUAUUUUUCGGCAAGAAGACGCCUUCAUCAACAUCCGAUGAUGUGAGUAAGGCCCGUGAACAAGCAGAAAACCUCAGGGACAUGUUCUUAGCCAUGGCUGAUGAUUAUCGCGUGAUCCUGGUAAAGCUUGCGGAUCGCUUGCACAAUAUGCGCACGCUCCAGUUCAUGCCAGAGCGCAAGCGCAAGACCAUCGCAGCGGAAACCCUGGUAGUGUUUGCACAGUUGGCACACCGGCUGGGUGUUUGGCUGUUCAAAACCGAGCUGGAGGAUUUGUCUUUCAAGUACCUGUACCCCACAGAGUUUCAUCGACUCAACAAUCUUCUCAGCAUGCGGCGAGCACAGUACACAUCCACUCUCGCUGCAGCCACGCACGAUUUCUCUGAGAUCCUCAGGCAAGAUGAGACCCUCACAAGACACAACAUCAAGCUGGAGAUCACGGGAAGAGAGAAGGGCAUGUACUCUCUGUGGGAGAAAAUGCGCCGAAAGACAAAAUAUCAAAACAACAUCGACAAUAUUGACGACAUCAUUGCAUUGCGAGUUGUGCUUGACAUUGACCGCUUCGAGGGGGAAGGUGACGAAGAGUUCGCCGAGCGAGGCGCAGGUUUCUGCUACCAUGCGCUGACAUUGGCAAAGAAGCUUCCCAACUGGACCGGAGGCGACAGUCUGAAAAAUUACAUCGCUUUCCCGAAACCAAACGGUUAUCAGUCAUUGCAUGCGACCUUCGUUCAUGAUGAUGCACCUGUGCCAUUGGAAAUACAGAUUCGAACCAGACAGAUGCAUGAAGUCGCUGAGUACGGCAUGGCAGCACAUUGGACUUACAAAGACGAGCUGCGCGGCGACGGAGAGUCCAAGAUGCUCAGCCGACGAGUUGCAUGGCUUGAGUCGCUCGCAGACAAGGAUGGAGAAUUGCGAACGGAUGCGCAGCAAUUUGUGGAAGAGGUUUUGCGAGAUGAGCUUGGAAGAAGGUGUUUCAUAUUCUUGAGAGACGGAACCAUCCUGAAUCUCUCCAGAGGCUGCACCGCGCUGGAUGCGGCGUUCAAGAUUCACUCUGAGGUUGGACUGCACAUGGUGCACGCUGUGAUCAACGACAAGAAGGUACCUCCAUUUUAUCAGCUUCAGAAUGGUGAUCGUGUCAACAUCGUCACCUCAGAUGAAGCAGUUCCCCAGAGAGAGUGGCUGGCAUAUGCAUUUCUCCGGUCUACCCGCAACAAGCUUACGGCCUACUUUAGAAGGACAAAGAAGGACAAAGAACGUGCAGUGGAUUUUGCUGCAGCUUUGGCGACAGCAGCAACUGCAGCAGCUGCAAUACCCCUUGUACAUUAA